GCUUUAUUCAAACUUGGUUCUUUUCACGAUUCCAUCAUGAAAAUCAGUAAGCUGUUAGGGACCCGAAUUUAUCUGUCAGGAAUUUAAAAUAGAAGGCAUACUCUGUUAUUCGAAGUACAUUAAGCGAGGUCGAACGUAUAUAGUAUCUGAAUUGCACUUCAACAACCCGAGUGGCCUCUCAUCUGCAUUGAGAAUUUCGGCGAGUUCCAUUCUUUCACGAUUGAAGGGUGGAAUUCCUCUCUCGAGAACAAGAGCCUUAUCACGUGAUCUUAGUGAAGAAAAUAUAGAGCAAGCUUCCGUAGCAGUGGUCAAAGUGUGUGCAUGUUUCUUAAGAAAUUAUUUCACACAUUUUUUAAAUCAUUUAUGAAUCGAAAUAACAUGGCUUAGCAAAGACUGAUACUUUCUUUUCUAAAACCAAGAAAGGUAUUUUGUUUCUAGGGAUAUAGGUUUUUCGAAGUGAAUGGUUUUGUUAAUUCUCUUUAUGUUGAUCAGAUAAUGAUAACGAAUUCAUUACACCAGCAUGUGCAUUUUAUUUAUUUAGCGCCUUCGUAUGAAAUAGUAGAUAAAAGAUCCAAAGGAACGAUGUUAAUCUCUUCAAGUCCAUAAUGACUCGCACUUUUAAGUAAAGUUUCCUCUACGUUUAGUUGCGGAUAGUAAUGAUUAAUCGCCAGUCGAACAUUCUUGUCACUUCUAGUGCGCAUGUUAAAGCUGAAGUCCCAUGAAAGACUUUGUCUUGAUGAACAAACACACAUCACCAGCCGUCCAAACAAGGUAAUAAACCGUGCUAAGAAAAAAGUCCUGUUGCCAUUGGUAACGAAGAUGACCGCAUGCGGUUCAAACUUUUAUAUCUACAUAAUAAAGACAUUGAUUAAAACAUGUGAAGAGGCGAGAACUUUCGUCAUCAAGGGUGACAACUUGUCAACCACUUUAAUCCAUAUGCACUAAGUCUAGACUAGGAAAGUUUAAGUUCCACGGGAAAAAACGCUCCUGCUUUCAUUUCCGUGGUAAAACGUUCUUACUUGUAUGAAUUCACUAAGAAAUUCAUUGGUUACACUGACUCUCGACAUAAUUACAAGAAUCAAGGGGUAGUCAAAUGUGCAUAGCUCUCGUUUGAACUGCUCUGUGACUUUCAGUCACAGAGUCAAAAGUUAGAACCACCUUAUAUAGGAUAAUAAACAGUACCACAGGAAAGUACUGCCCAGUAGCUUUCAUUUGAAUGGUCACACUUUAGGAUUUCAUCCACAGACGCAAAAGUUACAAUCGCCUUGUACAGCAUAAUAAACAGCACCACAGAAGAGUACAACUUAGUAGCGUUCGUUUAUGAAUGGUCACACUAUAGUAUUUCAUUCACAGACUCAAACGUUAGAACCACCUGGUACAAUAUAAUAAACAGUAAAGCACAGGAAAGUACUUUUCAGUAGCGUUUAUUUUAAUGGUCACACUCCUAACGAUUUCCUCCAACUUGUCCAAACACUUUAAAAGCUAGAGCUAGCUCAGAACAGACCACUAAACAACAGCAUGAGGAAGUACAGCUUAGAAAAUUAUAUUUAAAUGUUUAUACUGUAGAAAUUUAACAUGUAAUUUGAAAAUUUGCAGAGCUUCAUAAAGCAUUAUCAAAAGAAGUGGAAAGAAAGAAAGACUCGAUUAAUCCGCGUCAUCAGCAACCAUCCGCUCUUACUCUGAUAAUCAAAUAUUUCAUAUUGCACAUUGUGCGUCAUUACCAAUAUUAGACACUCAGCCCGUUCACAAGAAUUAUCACACCUCAAAGUUUCGAUCUCAGACUUGAAUGUUAAGAAUAUGAGGGUCAGUACUAUUCAUGGCAACGCGUACAGCCGUUUACUCGAGGUACAAAACAAGACUAACCUCCGCGCAGGACAAAAGUACAGUCAUACCAUGUUAACACACAGACACUGAAAAGGCGAUAGAAAGAGUCCGUAUAAACAGGGUGUGAGUAUUAAGAAGGUCAUGUUAUGAAAGACAAAAAGACACCUUUUAUUAGUACAAAGUACUAAAGAAAUACAAGAGGACAUUAGCCUCUUCAAAUUAAACAUUUCUAACCUUAACAAAGCCGUUGUUUCUCGGACUAAAUUCACAGAAACACUCAAAAAUCGCUCAUCUUUAUAUUACUUAAUCUAAACCGUUUUCUGCAUAACUCAUGUGACGACAAAAUAGUCUGAAACUGCGGUGUACUGUAUAGCGCUUGGAACAUCGAAAUUGUGUCCAAAAGGAUAGGUCUGUUACAGUACACAGUUAAUAACGAAGGAUCCACAUUAGCGAGGUUGGCAUUCUGUGAGAAUCUCAGUGUUGACUCGGCAAAAAAACAAGUAUCGAUUGUCUGUAUUAAGCGGGUUAAAUUUGGAGAAAAUGUAUGGGCGUUCCUUCCGCAGCAGGGACAAAGAAAAGUGUCCGUAUAAAGCUGGGUUCGAAUGUAUUCAAUGGCAAGCAAAAAGCGAGUUAAAUACGUUCCUAAGUAACAUAACUGAUAAGAUUACUUUUAUUGGAUUAGGAGAAGUUAGAAGAGUGAUACUUGGUAAUUGACUGGACACAUGAAUAUCUGUUACAUGGUAUGGUAAACGCUACCCUUCCGCCAAUCCUGACGAAAGUAUGCCAUUAACAGAAACGCGAUAUAAGAAUCGGCUCUUAAAAAGUGAGGAUUACUAUCUAGAAAACUUUAAAGUUAUACACUGAACCUCUAUAGGGAACAAUGAAUAGUCCUUCAAGGAAUCAAAAAAACCCUUUAUUCAAGUCAUUGCUAUCGUUUGCCCAGCUUUGUAGGUCUGAUUGAAGUCUGUUCAAACAUACACGCAAAACUGAAAACUUCUCUGUUUUCUUUAACUGAUUUGUUAAUUUCAUCAAAGGAAAUCCUGUUUGCUUUAGAAUAGUGUAAGGUGUUAGCCAAGACGUGGAAAAGAGUAUAUUGUGUUUCAAAGAUUGAAGAAAUUAGUGAAAAGUAUUUGAAAAUUAUAUAUAUUCAAAGAAAACUUUGUGACAAUGCCAUUUCUUCGAGAGUUUGUAACAAAGUAGACCUUUAAAACUGGUUUGAGGGUUUAGGAAGGGUCAAACUCGUUGUAUACUCACUGGCUUUGCGCCAGCUACUUAGUUUUCGUUGUGUUUCAUCAAGUGUUUCAUUGUGUCUUGAAGGCGCUCGUCCAGCUUAUACCCCACACAUAGAAAGCUUGGAUUAAAGCAAGGUUAAAACGAGCUUUCAGAGCUCAAAAUUGCUGCUUGUGUGAAACUUAGACGUUGUUACGGACAUUUCUUCCCUUGCAAGUGCAGUUAUCUCCUUUAACACCUUCACUCAGGAUAAUGAAGAAAGGUUUACUUCUUCUCCGCUCUCGGAAACAUUUUAGUGGCCUGCAUCGGUGCUACACGAGUCUGUGGAUGAAAUGCUAUGAGUGACCAUUUAAAGUAGUGAAAGCUCUUUUGCUGUCUGACUAGUCCUCGUUAAUUUUAUUUUGUUUCCAGUUCCAACUUUUGAUUCACCUGGCCGUGCACAAUUGCUAACAAAUUGCUAUUACGAGGCCAUUGAAAUGAAACUCCUUCUCAGUUCGCAUAAUACCAUUUUAUCUUUAAUAUUUUACAAAGUGAAAUUUGUGACUGAUUUCUGUUCAUUUUUAGGUACUUUUGCCGGAAAGUAAAAGGUUUAAGUUAUUUUUAAAACCCGUCGAUUUUUCGACGGGUUUCACAUACUACAGUUACGCCUAUAAUUAAUCCAAUCAGGUUUGCGCUUGAAAAAAAUAUCCUUUUUCUACUCAUUGUUCAUUGUUCUAUUUGGGUGGUUCGAACCCGUGAACCAGUGAAAUCUCAUUAAAAUGUGACCAAAUUUGUUGUUGUUGUAUGUAUUUUUAGAACUAGAUAGGUGGCUCUAACAUUCAAACUAGUCAGUGAUAACUGAAAUUCUCCUAGCAGCAUUAUGUCUUAGCAGGUAAUCCCUUCCGAUACGUCGUGAUAUAAUCAGGGGCACCCAACGAGAAUUUUGUUCAAAACCACUUAAACAUAGUAUUGUUAAACGUAUUUUAGUAUUUAAACGGUAGAUAUGGGCAUAUUUUUAUCCCCUAAAAUUUUUUCAUCUGUUCGGAUUUCCUAGCUGAAAGUCUAGUGAUCCGAAAAUUAUAGGGAUCAAAACUUACCUUUUCGAAAAUUUCAGCCAGAAAAAAGGCUCUCGAAAAUUCUAGGUGACCUUUUCAGGGUAAAAAUCCGUUUAAAAUAAGCAAUUACACCAUUUUUUAGAUGUUCGAAAAUCCUAGGAGAGGCAGGCAAGCAGGAAAUUUUACCACAAAUGUUUCGAAAAUUCUAGAUCUCAAAUCGUCUUCCGAACAGAUAUUCUUCGGAAAAUUGCCGUUGGGUGCUCCUGUAUAAUAUAUGGUUUUACGAAUACGUUUUUACCUUAACCAGCUAGGCAACGUACAAAACAAAGGUGCCAGACCCAGGUUAUUUUCAGCAGGUUUUGUUGAACUAAGGUUGUUUAGUCUGUUUUAAGUCAUAGAAAUACUUCGUCUCAAACUAGGGAACUCAUCGGUGGUUUGAAAAGUUAGGUUAAGUUUCAGAAUAAGAAUAACAAAAGGAAAUUUUUUUCUGAAAGAAAUAAAUGGUUUUAUGCUUGGUGUGACUGAUCAAUGUGUAAUUUCUCCAGCUGCCAGAAAGGGGGCGUUCCUGCUAUCCGGGACAUUAUAUGUGUGUUCUCAAGACAUGAAAUCGAGGCACGAAGUCCCUCUGCUCACUGCAGCACGGAAAUAAUGAAACAUUUUUCCCCCCCUUCCCUUCCCUUUUCCUUUUCUCCACUUUACUGUCCCGGAUGGCGGGCGUGGGUGUGCCCUUGGGCUCUCCACAAGUUGCUCGAGAUUUUCCAAAAUGUUUCCUGUAAUUUCUCAAAAAGUUGCUCAAACGUUGCUCAAAAAAAAUCAAAAGUUGCUCGAAAAAACAAAAACGUUUUUUAGUCUGAUGCUAAAAUAUACAAAUUGUACAACAAAUUAGUAAGAUUUCUAAGCAUUUUUGUGCAAUUUUGCGGCGUAACCAGCGUUACUAAAUAACUUUGUCCUCAAUUAAAACCGAAAUAUGUAAUAAGCUAAUAAAAUUGUUGAAUGACCCUCUACACCUGAGACACUCCAGUCAGUCGAAUGUGAGUCUUCGUCCACCAUUUUGAAUUUUCUCUAAAAACUGCUGACCUAGCAGCCCGGCUACUGUUAUCUUGCGCCCAUGAUCUGCGCCAGGGGGGGAUUUGGCUCCUUUUUUCACAAGAAAUUCAUAAAUUGUCCACUAAAACAUUGUGAAAUAUGGAAGAAAGGCCAAUUUCAGCACUAAAAGCUGCUGCGAUAUCUCAGACUAUACUUGUAGAAAGCCCUAGUGUGCCUUCACCUUUGAUGGGAUAAUCUCCUCGGUGUAUCUGGAUUUUCCUUAGUAGCUCUAUAUACUUAAAAAUUAAAUAGACGGCCACUCCUGUGGCCAAAAUUCAUACCAAAAUGGUAUUGUCAUUAUUUGGUACCUCAGCUAACAGAACUCACCCAAAGCGAGACCCCGCUGACGUCUAUAAUUGACUUAACAAUUAUUAUUAAAAGGAACAUGGAGGAUAAAAGAAGUUAAGACUGCAGUUGUUAAAGUGUAACUGAACAACUCCUUUUUCCUGACUCAUCUCCAUACGUUUCCUAAAACGACUAGUCGAAAGAAUUUUGAAAAUAUUUUCCCUUUGGUGAUCAAUUUACUAAUUCUCAUAACCUUUUCUCUUGAUGACGUAUUCAAAGUCGUCGGGAGAAAAUUGACGUUAGUCACUCUUGGGUCUUUAUGGGUUCAAUAGCCCGAAUUCCGGCGUGGGUACUUGAAAAAAGUGUGUUUUUGUGUAUUCCCCCGGAGGACGGGUUGGGGGGUCCCUUACGAAAGGUACGAACAUGUUCGUGAAUUAUACCGCCUAAAAGAUUAAUAUCUAUUGCCGCUGUGUUUACUUUGUUUCAUCAUAAUUACUUUACUCCUUAUUUAUCGAAUUCUCGCGUUCAAUUAGUGAAUUUUUUUCUUAGUUUGCAAAGUAAUUCUCAUGUCCUUGAAAGGGUUUAAAUUCUUGGGCAGACGGGCCUCUUGAUAAAUUGUGUUUUGGUUGGUUUAAAUGCCUUUGUUUGUAUUCAAUACCAACACUUGAAAGUUGGAUGCCAUUUCCUUCUGUUAUCUUUGAGAAAUAAAGCUUUUGCCUAAAAUGUAAACAAAAUUUGAAAUAGAAGCAGAACUUGUAGCCAUUGAAAUGUUUCUUUGAUUGCAAAUACUUGGAUGAAGUUGUUAAGUGUGAGGCACCGAAAACAGGAAUUCUUGAGUCUUCCCUAAAGUAGCCCGUGUUUUUCUGAAGCACAAUAAGUACGAAAUGUACGCUUUGUCAACCAUCAACUUGAAGGCUAUUCAUCCGUUUCUCGCUUUACUUGUACUGUUUGUUUUUUGUGUUUAAGAUGAAAGUUGAAUCGAUUUUAAUCUAAGGUUAACCUUUCAUUCCUAAAACGUUUGAGUCAGCAUGAAACCAAAUCCUGUGAUGUUUCCAUUAAAAUCAAACCUCUUCAGCAGUUCUAUCACAUAGUACUCGGUAAGUCGUUCAGGAGGGUUUCACACAUGGAAUAAAACUGAUUUGAGAUAUAACUGAAGUUUAUUUUCUGGCCACGUUUUCAAGCUGAAAGUAUAGCUGGUUUAAGCCCUUAACAUGGGUGCAAUACUCGUUGUUACCUCAAGAUCGCAAUUUCCGUUUUUUUGUGUGUGAUAUUAAACACUUGAUCUCGUUAGAAUAGGAAAGACUUAACGAAUUGCCAAAACUGUGCAAGAAAAAUAAUGGGCUUUGUUCCUCUUACUCUCGAAUUAUAAAUUUCUGAGCCUCCUUUGAACUGUAUAAGUCGGAGAGUAAGAUAAAAUCUCUUAAAAUAGAUAAAAUAAAGUUGUUUGACGUAAACCAAACAUCAAACUAUUUGGCUUUCGCUUGACAGCAGUCACCCACUCGUAAGUUAUAUCUCUGAGUUAAAAGGUAUCAUUAAGCCCUUGUGUUGCCUAUGGUAUGAAGAGACCUUAAAAGCCACAUCCGGCAGCCUGUCCUCUUUAAGCAAACACCAUUCCAUUCUGUCUAGAAUAAACUUCCUAGCACGAAUAAGCUUGAGUAAUGAACUUUAUGAAUUUGUCAUCUUCCAAAAACAUCUUACCUUUGUGACAGUUGCACAUUCAUCUUGAGUAAGAUAUCUCAUUUGCGCGUUUUCAACACACAGAUUUCGGCGAACACCUUUUCGUGAGGGGGUGUUUUCUUUUGAAGAGCUUCUUGAGUGAAGAAAUAGGGAUAAAUUGCAAAUCUGAUUUAUUUUUCGACUGACUGUAUAAUGAAGUGCAUAUCUUAAUCCGCACUCGAAGCCACACAACAGAGAGAGAUUAGAUUGUAAUGCGAUAUCAAACUAUUUUAAUUCACCAUGAAUUUUAUAAUACGUUUAAACCAUGCGAUUAUUGCGAAAUGCGCUUUCGUAUUUGUAAUUCCUCGUUCAAUGACGGAACUAAACGUUUCAACACAGCCGAUUUAUGGGCUGCCUUUCCCUUUGCGUCAUUUGCCACCAAGCCCCCCCCCCCCUUCCCUCUCAAUUCAAAUCGUUAAGCUAUGCUAGCUCUUAUUAUGCUGUAAUACAGUAGAACCUCAGAUAACUUGAAUCCCCCUCUAACUACAACUAAAUUUCCUUUCCUUUGAUCAAAACUUCGCAGAAAUUUACCCCGAUAACUCGAGCUGUUUCGUUUCCCGGCCCUUCAGAGUUCGAGUUACCGGGGUUCAGCCUCAAUUAAUAGAAUCGAACCGAAUCGUCACCAUCAAGCCCGUGAAAAGGGUUUUCAAGUUAAAACUACCACGUUUGUACAUUAUACCUUAGGGCACUAUGACUCUAAUCGGCAGUAUAUGCAUCGAGAAAGAAGCUUUGUUUCUACGUGAAUCACGAUAGAGGCACCAGCGUACAUGCCCCUUUCUAUCAUUGCAACAAAUAACAUAUUAAUAUCUGAGUCUUAAAAUGGAAAACUAUUAUUUUCUUCUCAGAAACUUCCAAAACAUGGGCGGCUUCCUAUGCCCCGUUGUCCGGCCUCCAAGACCUCAAGUAUGUCAUCCCAUUUGUAAAGACGUUUAAGUGUAGCCAUUGCAAUUCUUCUUGAAAAACUUGAUAUACCUGUUUCUCGAAACUUAAGGAAUAAUACAACCUUGUUUAAAAAGUAGUCCGGAAUUUUUUUUGUGAAAAUUCUCGAGUAGAUUUAAGCGAUGGUGUUCAUGUUUGCUUUCGAGUAUAAUUCGUCACCGAUAAACUACUGACGUCAAGCUUUCAUUUACACUUGUGCCUCGAGUACCCAUUGCAGAAUUCCUCUGUAACUGCCCCCACUGCUAUAUCAGCCGGUCUACCAGGGAAACACUGGACUGCUGGUGAAAGUAUUUUAUAAAUGCUGACUUCAGUGGCCUUCCUCGUCUUGUCAAACUACUCUCGGAGCAACAUAUGUGAAAUUAUGGUGGAGUCGUACACUAAGGUAAGACAAUGUAAAAUGCGACGUAAUUGAAAGGGAACAGACGGCAAUAAACGAAUGUUGCUGUCUCAGACACUACUGUCGAAAUAGUUCAUCAUUGUGAGGAUCCCAAGAUUCGUGGAAUUCCAUAGUCAGUUUUCCGAAAUAUUUAAUGGCCUAACGACAAAAAUCGAAAAAGAGUAACUAAAAGAUUUUGCUGCAAGACUUUGAAACACUGAUUUCGUCCGGUUUCAACAGAACUUAUUAGCACCGGGAACUAUUGGGUUAAACAGAUAAUGAAACGAGCUUUUUAAAUUGGCCAUCGAAGAGUCGAGACGAGGCUUGGUUCAGUGGAGUCAUUGAAUAUAUAACGCCUCUUUCUUUAAGUUCGAGAAUGACUGGAUCUUAGAAUACAUGUUGCGAAUAUCCCCCGCACAGUCUUUAAUAUAGGUGCCUUACAGUGGAGGACGUUUUGAUCAGCUUAAAAGAAUCUAGAGAGCAGGAUAUCUUACUUGAAUGGAACUAAAUAGGUUCCGAAUGACGGCGUUCGCUUACUGCAACUUCAGAUUGCUUCGACGCUGUGAAGCGCAAUAGAUCAUAUAUAUGCCGUGAAUUUUUGCGCUGUAUAAGUAACUAACUCACCCAUUAGCUUCUCCUUGUGCCUAGCGAUGUUACUGCUAUGCAAACGAGGAACUGUACUGCGUUCUGAAGUUCGGAAAGGAUUCUUCUUCUCCAACCCUUUCAANCUAAAUAGGUUCCGAAUGACGGCGUUCGCUUACUGCAACUUCAGAUUGCUUCGACGCUGUGAAGCGCAAUAGAUCAUAUAUAUGCCGUGAAUUUUUGCGCUGUAUAAGUAACUAACUCACCCAUUAGCUUCUCCUUGUGCCUAGCGAUGUUACUGCUAUGCAAACGAGGAACUGUACUGCGUUCUGAAGUUCGGAAAGGAUUCUUCUUCUCCAACCCUUUCAAGAUUGCAGGGUCCUUCUUACUUUCUCGCGCCUUGUACCAGUUCACCAAAGAGCGUAACUGUUUGUGUACCCGUGAAUUGUAGUGUUUACAUGGCCGUGUUUGAAUGUAUUACAUUCUGUAAGUAGUGUAUGUAUGAAAUGUUAUUUCGGCUUAACUAACUGGGGCAAUUGAAUGUCCUGAGAAUGUUCAAUUUUCGUGAAUAACAAACAUUCUCCCUGAAAUGUUCCAAUUGUUACUAGAGUCUCUAAUAAUCUACUCCGUUUUUGAGAUAAAAAAAAAGGGUUUCCUUCUGAAUGGUCACACAAUAAGAUUUCUCCCGCAGUUUCGGUACAAGUUUCAAUGAACUGACAACAUUUCAUUCCCGCCAUCCAAAUUUUUGGAUUGAUUAAGGUUUCAAUACAUGAAUACUGCAGUAAUUAUCGCGCAGUUUCAUAGUUGCAUGCAUUUUUACUUCCAUUUCACAAUACAGUUCAUGUUAUUAAUCAACCCAGUUAUUUCAUGACUAAUUUUAGCUUUUCCUGCUUAAAGAUCAGACUCAGUGAAGGCACUGUUGUUUGUGAAUUCUUUAAAAUUAUAAUCCUUGGCACGUUGAUACCCUCUUAAACAUACAAUUUAGCUUAACUUUACGUCGCCUGGAGAGCCAACGUAAACAUUUGAAAUUGUUCUUUUUUGCUCUUAGAUAGCUAAGCUCAAAGUCUUCUGUGAUAGCAUUUCUCUCAGCACACAUUUGUACAGUAAACAUAUUGGCAUUCGAGGUGGCCCCUCCCAUGAGCCGGGUUUGUUUCUUGUCGUUUUCGUUCACGCCAGAAACAAAGCUGUAAGAUUCAUUCAAAUAUUUCAAUAAAGCAAACACAUGAUGCCCAUGAAGUAUUUAAAAUCCAACAAUAUACUUGCGUUUUAGUUGUAAAAUGGAACUGAAGGUACUUCGCUUCAGUGAAUUCAGUGGCAGAUUGACUAGCCUUGUUAUUGUAAAUAAAAUUGUACCAGUUUUGAUACAGUAAUGGAGCGGCUUACAGGCUUAAAUAUGAUGAUCUACGUUCCUUUGUUUAACGCUACUUAUACUUUGCAAGACCAAUCCCAAGUGCUCAGUGUAUCAUGCAGGGAAUUGAAACUCUGACUGUUUGCGUUAAUCACCGAAUUGUGAAAGAAAAUGGUAUAUCUGAUAUCACUACAUUAUAUGUAGCCUGUUCCAGGCUCCGAGAUGGUCGGGUUCGCGAAAUUGAGAAAGCGCGAACACGAAACUAAAACGGGAGGAAAUCAUGCGCUUAUAUUUUCGCGUGCCUUUCAGUUACCUACCAUUUUGCGCUGUAUAAGUAACUAACUCACCCAUUAGCUUCUCCUUGUGCCUAGCGAUGUUACUGCUAUGCAAACGAGGAACUGUACUGCGUUCUGAAGUUCGGAAAGGAUUCUUCUUCUCCAACCCUUUCAAAAUUGCAGGGUCUUUCUUACUUUCUCCCGCCUUGUACCAGUUCACCAAAGAGCGUAACUGUUUGUGUACCCGUGAAUUGUAGUGUUUACAUGGUCGUGUUUGAAUGGAUUACAUUCUGUAAGUAGUGUAUAUGUAUGAAAUGUUAUUUCGGCUUAACUAACUGGGACAAUUGAAUGUCCUGAGAAUGUUCAAUUUUCGUGAAUAACAAACAUUCUCCCAGAAAUGUUCCAAUUGUUACUAGAGUCUCUAAUAAUCUACUCCGUUUUUCUAAAAGAUAGAGAUAGAGAAAGGGUUUCCUUCUGAAUGGUCACACAAUAAGAUUUCGCCCGCAGUUUCGGCACAAGUUUCAAUGAACUGACAACAUUUCAUUCCCGCCAUCCAAAUUUUUGGAUUGAUUAAGGUUUCAAUACAUGAAUACUGCAGUAAUUAACGCGCAGUUUCAUAGUUGCAUGCAUUUUUACUUCCACUUCACAAUACAGUUCAUAUUAUUGAUCAACCCAGUUAUUUCAUGACUAAUUUUAGCUUUUCCUGCUUAAAGAUCAGACUCAGUGAAGGCACUGUUGUUUGUGAAUUCUUUAAAUUUAUAAUCCUUGGCACGUUGAAACCCUCUUAAACAUACAAUUUAGCUUAACUUGAAGUCGCCUGGAGAGCCAACGUAAACAUUUGAAAUUGUUCUUUUUUGCUCUUAGAUAGCUAAGCUCGAAGUCUUCUGUGAUAGCAUUUCUCUCAGCACACAUUUGUACAGUAAACAUAUUGGCAUUCGAGGUGGCCUCUCCCAUGAUCCGGGUUUGUUUCUUGUCGUUUUCGUUCACGCCAGAAACAAAGCUGUAAGAUUCAUUCAAAUAUUUCAAUAAAGCAAACACAUGAUGCCCAUGCCAACAAUAUACUUGCGUUUUAGUUGUAAAAUGGAACUGAAGGUACUUCGCUUGAGUGAAUUCAGUGGCAGAUUGACUAGCCUUGUUAUUGUAUAUAACAUUGUACCAGUUUUGAUACAGUAAUGGAGCGGCUUACGGGCUUAAAUGUGAUGAUCUACGUUCCUUUGUUUAACGCUACUUGUACUUUGCAAGACCAAUCCCAAGUGCUCAGUGUAUCAGGGAAUUGAAACUCUGACUGUUUGCGUUAAUCACGGAAUUGUAAAAGAAAAUGGUAUAUCUGAUAUCACUACAUUAUAUAUAGCCUGUUCCAGGCUCCGAGAUGGUCGGGUUCGCGAAAUUGAGAAAGCGCGAACACGAAACUAAAACGGGAGGAAAUCAUGCGCUUAUAUUUUCGCGUGCCUUUCAGUUACCUACCUUACCCUACUAUCUGAGAGCCCUGAACAGGCUACUUAUAUAUGCUACACUACACUGAUUUAGUUCAAAAGUCAUGCUAACCGUUUUGCCAAGCCUUUAGCAUUCACCAUUUCCACCAAACAUUUUGCAUGAACAUGGUGUAUUAUGGGCAAUGUGAAAAUGGUGAUUUGCCUUUUUGAACGUACAAAUUAGGUUUCUGGAAAACUGCCCACCUACCCCUCCCCUAAGCCCUCAUUUUGCUCUAAGUAAGAAGUAAGUGUUAAUGUUAGCAUAGGGGAGGGGUAGAUGGGCAGUUUCCCAAAAACCUAAAUUGAUCCCAAAUUUUCAGACAGUCUUGUGAUCGAAAUACUCUUAAUUUUACUGAUCGGUUAUUGACCCCUUUCACUCAAGGGGUUCUUCCUCACCCCCCCUCCCCGCCCCUCCGGCGGACUUUCAACGUUUCGUAGGGAGAGCCUCACUAAAAUAAAAUGUUUUAAUCAUUUUGUAGAUGCCUAGACGUGAUGCUAAGUAAAAAGAGAGAAAAUGGGAUUAAUCCUGUAAAAUUGUCAUCUGGUGAGCCUGAAAGUUAACAUGUUUGGACACAAUGAUGUUACGGGACGUGCGACUGGUGCGAAAUCAGAUUAAAAUGUGACGUAGUCCUCACUUCUGGUUUGUGAAACAAAAACAAAGGAACGUGUUCCUUCAAAUGAAAGCCCUUAACAAAUAUAUCUCUACUGUAUGGAAUCAUUAUAAUUGUUUGAUAAUUUUUAUAGUAAAACGUCGUGGCGAUUUGCCGAUGUCAGAACGAUGCCAGCAGGAUGAUAGUAUGUAG
Messenger RNA from Porites evermanni, 12970 nucleotides. NCBI's taxonomy places the organism in Eukaryota, Metazoa, Cnidaria, Anthozoa, Scleractinia, Poritidae. The record is from the annotation of a GenBank genome assembly.